Coregonus clupeaformis (lake whitefish) is the source of this 2005-nucleotide messenger RNA. It is a transcript of the gene stau2, whose product is annotated as staufen double-stranded RNA binding protein 2. The annotation marks the transcript as partial. The transcript has 11 exons. The record is from RefSeq and is a predicted model, not a curated record. Lineage: Eukaryota; Metazoa; Chordata; Actinopteri; Salmoniformes; Salmonidae.
CAUCCCAGGUACCACUACCCAGUUCCUAAGAUCUUCUAUGUCCAGUUGUCUGUGGGCACUAAUGAGUUUAUUGGAGAGGGUCGGACUCGCCAGGCGGCCAGACACAACGCAGCCAUGAAGGCCCUGCAAGCCCUCCGCAAUGAACCCAUACCGGAACGCCCACCACAGAGCCCUGAGGAGCAAAAGGAGGUGGAUGAGGGGAGUGAUGCCUCUAAGUCAGAGAUCAGUCUGGUUUACGAGAUAGCCCUCAAGAGGAACCUGUCUGUCUGCUUUGAGGUCUUGAAGGAGAGCGGUCCCCCUCACAUGAAGAGCUUCCUGACCCGUGUGUCCGUAGGGGAGUUCUCAGCGGAGGGUGAGGGGAACAGUAAGAAGCUGUCCAAGAAGAGGGCUGCCCUCUCCAUUCUCCAGGACCUCAAGAAACUCCCCUUCACCCCGUUAGUGGAGAAACCCAAACUACACUACAAGAAACGCCCCAAGACCAUCCUCAAGACGGGUCCAGAUUAUGGCCAGGGGAUGAACCCCAUCAGUAGACUGGCUCAGAUACAACAGGCCAAGAAGGAGAAGGAACCAGAAUACCUGUUACUGUCUGAGAGAGGCAUGCCCCGACGCAGAGAGUUCAUCAUGCAGGUGAAGGUGUGUGGUGAGGUAACCACGGGAACGGGGCCCAAUAAGAAGGUGGCGAAGCGGAACGCGGCCGAGGCCAUGCUACUGCAGCUGGGGUACAAGGCCUCCACCUGCCCACAGAGCCCCGCUGAGAUGGACGACAAAGGCUGGAACGGACAAAAGGCGGCUUUUAACGAAACGACAAGUAACACCCAGAAGGGUCUCCUCCACCUCUCCCCAGACGUCUAUCAAGAGAUGGAGGCCAGUAGGAAACAGGGGAUCCCUGUUAACUACCUGACCCCCAAACUACCUGACCCCCUGGCCGUCCCCCUGUCCCCUGGACACACACCCUACUACAGCCCCCCCGCAGUUGCCACGGCAGCCAUGGCGAGGGAGCUGUUGAUGAACGGUUCAGGAGAGGGGAGGCCAGGGGAGAACAUGGGACCGAAGGGGAAGAGCUCUGUCCAGCCCUCACAGCAACUAGAGUACCUGGCCCGCAUACAAGGCUUCCAGGUGCUGUACAGCGAUGGUCAGAAUGGUAGAGAGUUCAUGACCUACCUGACCCUGUCACCUGUACAGAUGACCUUCCACGGCAUCGGGAGCUCUAUCCAAGCCAGCCAUGACCAGGCUGCUCUAAGUGCCUUGAAACAGCUGUCGGAGCAGGGAGUGGACACGGUGGACGGCCCUAUCAAGAGCAGCGAGGUGUGUGUCAGAGAGGACGGACACUAAACAGACUAACUCAGGCACCACCCACCACUCAGGUCGCCAUGGAUACAACAGGCUGUCGUCAAGGAGAUGACCCCUGACUCUUCCCCAUCACCCAUGACCCCUAUCCACAAUCCCCCAUGACCGCCGCUGCAUCCUGGCAACAACCUGGAACAACAUGCAAUGGAGUGUGUGGAUGUGUACCGAGAAAAAAAUAAAAAUAACCGACUAACUAGAAAAAGAUGGGGAAAAAAACUAUGAGUCUCUAUGUGAAGACAACACUAUCCUAACACAUUACAUGUAUUGAUCAUUUACGAGGAAUUAAAAAAUACAAAUAUAUAAAAACUAGAUUGAGUAAACACCUAGACUUUCCCCAUUGGAUAGAUGUGUUAUGGUAUGGGUCAAACCCAAUACGUUGGACAGAUGUGCUAUGGUAUGGGUCAACCCCAAAAUGUACAUCAUGACAUGAAGACAGAGGCAACAUUAUAGUGGGGAAACAAACUUGUGUAGCUUAUUUUCCAGGGGUGAUUAUGUUUCUGUUGAUUUUUUUUAUUUUAUUCAUCUAACAAUGCUUGAGUACUGUAUUAUAAAAUUAGCCAAUAGCAGUGCUGUGAAAGUUGUAGUUGUUGUCUUCUCAUACAGUAUAUAACAGCUUAUCUUUCAUGCUGACAUUAAUAAUAAAACAAACUUAAUCAUC